Messenger RNA from Scleropages formosus (Asian bonytongue), 2185 nucleotides. RefSeq names its product spermatogenesis associated 7 (gene spata7). Bases 92 to 1471 code for a protein of 459 amino acids. The transcript is spliced from 10 exons. Lineage: Eukaryota; Metazoa; Chordata; Actinopteri; Osteoglossiformes; Osteoglossidae. Gene Ontology annotation, cellular component: axoneme; ciliary basal body. The record is from RefSeq and is a predicted model, not a curated record. Gene Ontology annotation, biological process: microtubule cytoskeleton organization.
GUCACGUUAAUGCCGAAGUUCCCGGAUGUGGAGUCUCCUCUAUGGAUGAAAACAGAGUUCCAGCAUUUCGCCUUUGGUUUUCAAGCAAGAAAUGGAAAAGUACAUGAUCCACAGCCGAAUGGUGUCACAUUAUAAAAAAGUGUUCUCUGCCAAAGCUGCAGUGGACUCGACAGUGCCUAGAAGUGUAUGCAGCAGUGUGAAAUACCGUGACCAGCAGCGAAAAGAGCAGUGCAAGGCGGAUGUGGCCCAGUAUAAAAGGCUUGUCCAUUCAGUUCAGUCAGCGUACCAAAGAAGCAAUACAGCUAACACCCAAACCUCCCCUACUAAAAGUGUAAAGGACAGAACAUUUUCUGAAAUGUCCAUGAGGUCAUUCUCCAAUACCUCUUUCUUUUCCAAGCAAGCUGUGUGUCCUUUCCAGCAAAGCAAGCGAAAUGGAAGACCAUCAAGUCAUUUCAAAGCUGACCUUAGCUAUCAAAGUCCAAAAUCCCAAAGGCAACCCUCUGUCCAGUCUAGUAUCAUAUCUGGAAACCAGAAGUCCUUUCAGGAUCCUGCUCAAAAAACCUACAGUGGUGAUCUUCUUCAGAGGCAUUCCCAUCGCUUCACAGAGAGUAAACCCUUCAGUCCAAGGAUGCUAAAAUCUGGUAGUAAGUCUUACUUGUCCAAAUAUCGCUACUAUCGUUCUCCUCAAAGGAUGGUACCUCAGGAAAAUGCUGCCAAGGUGACCCAUCAGGAUAUGCAUCACAGGAGCACACAUGUUAAAGUUAAUGCUCUUGAGGAUGAAAGGAAUCUGCUUGGGAAAUGUAAUGAGCCUGAAAAACCCGUGAUUUUAAACUUGACAGAGCUAAAGACUCACUGCAAAAAAAAGAUGAACUGGAGAACAUUGAAUCAUUUUGACUCUUCUUCCUGGGAAGAGGAGAUUAUAUACCUUAAAUUUGUUUUGGAUGUUACAAAUGACAUCUUAUCCAGGGGAAUGUAUUCUAACAGGGUGUUUGACCAUGUAUUCGAUCAUCACGUGGAAAUGAAUAAACAUCGGCUAAGUAAAGACAAAAUGCACCAGAUUUUGGAGGUUCUACAUGGUGAUCUUGAACGUCCUAUGAAUUUGUUAAUCUCCCCUUCAGAGCCUGAAGAUAAAGAAAAAAAUUUCCCACUUUUGGAUGUCCUCCACUGCAAGCAAACAGUUUCUAAAAUCAAAAAGGAUGACCUUUGUACUGAUGUUGUUCUGGAAAAAGUCAAUGGGGGACUACAGGAUGUUCAGAACAGUCGGGUUUCCCAAGUGGCACCAGAUCUCCACUCCGAGAACAGUAACUUAUCUCAAUGUGGUGAACGUAGAGCAAACACCACAAAAGACACUGAAACAGUACAGAACAAUGAAUAUGAUUACAUCAAAUAUUUUAAUGUGGUUGAUAGAGAAAAUCAAGAUAAUAUGGAAAAAUUGCGAAAUAACUUUGCAAGUUCCUUAUUUUUGUCUUGAGGGCCUGGUACCUUUUAGAUGAUAUGGGAAGAUAAGUCGGAGCCCUUUUGCUCUUAUUUCCUUAAUGUAUGGUUCUUCACAUUUUAAAAGCAAACAAAUGGUAUUCAAGACUUUUAUUUUUAUAUCUGACUUUUUUGGAAAGCACUUUGAAGACUAAGUUCUGAAAAAAUAUGAAAAGACUAGCCACAAACAAUAUUUUUUUAAUUUUAUGAAAUAUGUUGGUAUUUAACCUGUCCUUCCCAAAACUACCUUUAACUUUGGUUUUUAAUUAAUUUUAAGUGAAAUUUUUAAUUCAGGAACUCACUAGUUAUUAAUGUCAGGAUUAGAUACCAAAACCCUACUGCUAACCACACCAAUGUUUAUGCUGUGACUGGUACUGUUUUAGCUAAACAGUUGGGAAAUAAAAAUAUUGUUACUUCAGUAUAAAUUUGUUGAAACGACAUGUUACAGCACGAGAACAUUCCUUAAACAGGAAUAAGUCUUGCAUUAUUUUUUUUCGGGUAACUGAAAAAUUGCCAUGAAAUUUGCACUCCGCUGGUGAAUAUUAAUAAUACAGUGUAAAGAAACUUAAGGAAAAAUAUUUCUCUAUAAUCAGUAAAGUAAUGUUAUUAAUAAUGUAAUAAUAUUAGUGUCAUGGUCUUGUAUGUUUUCAGUCAUGUUUGAAUAAACUUGUCAGUCCUGGUAACAGAUCGACAUUUUUCUUCAAAAUAAAAA